GAACUCCGCUUUACGUCAGGGCGCACCACUUAAUCUGAAUAGUGGUUGUGCGUGAACUACGUCAAAUCUGCGCAGCAGCACUAGAUGCAGCACCAACACAGCUGCAUUGUCUUCCUCCUUUCUUUGUGCUCUCUCGGGUUUUACUACGUCCAGAAUAUGGCGACUCGCUCCCAGGAUGUGAGAGGUGUGAUGGAUGCUGCGAGGAGGAUCUGAUGCCGGAGGUCGGGUUUCACGGGAUUGGCUGGAAGCUGAUGCCAUUCAGUAGCUGCGCUCUGCCCGUCUGCGUGAUAUAAACAACAUGGACAUCGCGCAUUCCCCACACACUAAAUAUAGCUAUUAAGGCCACAGGAGGGGGAGGACUGGUGUUAUUCCGAGACAGUGGGCCGUCGUGGUGAACUCAAACCCAGGUGGUUUACCUUCCGGGGAUUUAUCUUUUAUUGGGCCCUCAGAAGGAAAGCUCGAUUCUGACCAAGCAUGCCCUCGGCGAACAACGUGAGAUCCAGGGCGCGGGAGAGGAACAGCGUCCUGAGCAGACCCGAGUUCAUGUCUCUCAAUCAUCAACCCCUCCGUGGCGGCUCCGGGCCCCCGGAGAACCGCUGCGGUCCUAAACGCGCGCCUCAAACCAAGCACCAAGCGAUCCAGAAGAGCGAAGAACCUACCGACGGCGGCAGCAAGGACAGAAGAGAGUCCACCAAGAUGCCAGAGGAAGACUGCAUGCAGCUCAACCCUUCCUUCAAAGGGAUAGCAAUGAAUUCCCUCCUCGCCAUUGACAUCUGCCUGUCCAAACGAAUGGGGGUGUGCGCUUCCACGUCGUCCUCCUGGGGAGGCUGCAGGUCCAUGGUGGCCCUGCUAGCGCUCACGGGGCACGGCAUCACGUGGAUCAUUGGCACUAUCGUAUGUCUGACACGGAGCAACACUCUGGCUGGUCAGGAGGUCCUGGUCAAUCUGCUGCUGGCCCUCAUCCUUGAUGUCAUGACGGUGGCUGGAGUCCAGAGACUGGUGAAGCGCAGAGGACCAUGGGAGAUGACGCCAGGCUUCUUGGAUUGCGUCGCCAUGGAUGUGUACUCUUUCCCUGCUGCUCAUGCCAGUCGGGCCGCCAUGGUCUCCAAAUUCCUGCUGUCUCACCUGGUCCUGGCCGUGCCGCUGCGCAUCCUGUUGGUGCUGUGGGCCUUCCUGGUGGGCAUUUCUCGAGUGCUCCUGGGUAAACACCACCUAACUGACAUGGUGUGUGGCUUUGCUCUGGGCAUGUUUCACUUUAGUCUGAUGGAGACGGUGUGGCUGUCCUCAAACACCUGUCAGACUAUUAUAUCCAUAAGUACACUCAGCUGGAGCCCUUUUUAUUGAGCUUUGCUCGGCUUAAAUGAUCUUGCAACUAAUAUUUCAACUGUGCAAUACUGCAGACUUUGAUCUUUGGUCUCAAGGAGCUAUUUAUGCAGCAGGGAGGUUUUUCUAAGCUGUGACCACUGAAAGCUGAUAUUUGGAUGCAGACGCUGACUUGCAUGCAAUAAGCAAAAAAAAAAAAAAAAAG
Messenger RNA from Xiphophorus maculatus (southern platyfish), 1528 nucleotides. Its product is annotated as inactive phospholipid phosphatase 7. Gene Ontology annotation, molecular function: sphingosine-1-phosphate phosphatase activity. The record is from RefSeq and is a predicted model, not a curated record. The coding region runs from base 475 to 1344 and encodes 289 amino acids. The transcript is spliced from 3 exons. Lineage: Eukaryota; Metazoa; Chordata; Actinopteri; Cyprinodontiformes; Poeciliidae. Gene Ontology annotation, cellular component: nuclear envelope.